CCCCCGUCAACCGUAUUAUGGAGUGUCGCUUUAAACGUCACACGUUACGAGUGGACGUUUUAUCGCGCUUAUUCCUGUGACGUUGUGGGUUACCUUGACAACAACGGUGUCUCUAGGAAACAACAGUGGAACGACACUUUCUGUAAGAGUUGUACUUUCAGAAAGGAGAAUAGUCGUUAUAUAGUUAUUUCAUUUGAAAAAAAAAAAUGGAAUAUCUUCAAGUUUCAUCCAUUCAGAACAUCCAGGCGCUGUCCACCUUGCUUUCCACUCAACAAGAUGAUGAUGAUGAUGAUUAUCAAGAUGUGUCUCCUUAUGCCAAGAUGGGCCCAGGACACAUAGGCCCCCUGGCCAAAAAAGAGAAAGAAGAGUCGUCGGUAUAUGAGAAGAAGAACAGCAAAGAAGUGUGGAGCGAGGAAGAGGUGCCCGAAGGCCCACAGUAUGAUGAUGUCACUGACCCAAGGCCACAGCCUGAAUAUGAAAUCAUCCUCAAGCAGAGUGUUGGCACAGAGGAUCUCUUUUUGGGCCUAAGCAGAAAGGACCCGUCCUCCAUGUGCUGUGAAGCAAUGCUGGUGAAAAUCAAACUUCCUGACAGCAAACUGUCAGAUGUAGCUCUGGAUGUGAAGGAGAAGUUCCUUGACCUUCGGACACCGAAAUAUAGACUGGCCCUCCACCUCCCGCACCCAGUCCACCACCAGCAGGGCAAGGCUCAGUUUUUCAGCGAGAGGGAGGAGCUAGAGGUGACGCUGGUGAUGAAUCGACCACUGGACGCCGUCAACAUGCAGUGAAAUUCGACAGCCCACGAGAUCACACCUGCACCGGAUCUAACUAUCUAACUGCCGACUGAUGUGGACUAUACACAUUGACCCAAUACAGUACAGUGUAAGGAGUGAAUAAGUGUCCCCACGACACAUUUUGAGCCCCCUAACCCUCAGUUUGGAUUACUCUGUUCUAAACUGCAAUUGUAAUGUUUUUAUAUUUCAAUUUACUAUUUUUUUUAGAUUAUGCAGUGAAGGCCAAAAGGAGUUAUACGCUAUUUUUGUCUUUCCUUCCUGACCUUCCCUCCCUCUACCUUCCCUUUUGCCAUCCUUCCUUCACCCCUUCCUUGUUUCCUGCCUUUCUUUCCCUCCAUUCUUCCUUUGGUCCUUCUUUUCUCUCUGUCUUCUUUAUUUAUUUUCUUUCUUUCCCUUCUUCCUUCACCCCUGAUCUUCUUUACUUCCAUCCCUCCUAGCCUUCCCUCUUUUCUUUUUUCUUUCUUUCUUUCUUUCUGUCUUUCUUUCUUUCUUCUUUCUUUCCUUCUGACUCAUUUAUAUUUUAUCCUACUAUUCUGCCUGCCUUUCUUCAGUACCCAUCCAAAACUAGAAUCCACUUUUUUCCUUCCUAAAAUUAUGUGUCAUUAUUCAUGGUACCUGUAAAAACAAAAUUUAAAAUGCAUAUCUAAUUUUGGCCUACUCUGUAGCAUGUGCACGUUUACAGUACCUUCAAAAAAUUCAUCAUAUUUUCUGCCUCCUUGAUCACGAAUUUUAAGCGUUUUUUACAGCAAUCUGGUGCACAAACGUUGACUGUAAUAAAAUAAGG
Molecule: messenger RNA, 1575 nt
Organism: Phyllopteryx taeniolatus (common seadragon)
Lineage: Eukaryota; Metazoa; Chordata; Actinopteri; Syngnathiformes; Syngnathidae
Gene: dnaaf6
Product: dynein axonemal assembly factor 6
Exons: 6
Coding region: 207-785 (192 amino acids)
Biological process (GO): flagellated sperm motility; axonemal dynein complex assembly
Cellular component (GO): cytoplasm
Molecular function (GO): dynein intermediate chain binding; protein-folding chaperone binding
Source: RefSeq, a predicted model, not a curated record